This is a messenger RNA of Durusdinium trenchii, 2076 nucleotides long. The record is from the annotation of a GenBank genome assembly. NCBI's taxonomy places the organism in Eukaryota, Dinophyceae, Suessiales, Symbiodiniaceae.
GUCGGUUUCAUGAAAAAUCAGAGUUCUUAGUUCUCCUCGGGAUCGACAUUAUCGGACUCCAAAAAGUGCAGUUCGAUUUUAGCCUCAAAUAGGCUGGGUGAUAUCAGACAUAUGUAAUAUCUUGUGACUCAUCAGCUACGGGGUUUGAUUGAGGCCUGUGAGCUGCACCAUUCUCAAAAUGACCAAGAAAAGCCUUGUGACCUGGCUUUUCUUGGCUUGUUCCACUUUUGUGACCUGGCAGCUUUUGAUUCCUGGAUUUUCUCCUCAAGGUAGGUUCGCUGUCAAAGCCUCUAGGCCUGUUUCAGUGUCUGCAAUGGCAGAGAUCGAGCCCAUCAGAGAUGGAAAGAUUGUGGAUGGCAAGAUUGCGCUUUCUACAUCUUUAUGGGACACCAGCCUCGAAAUGCCUCCGCGCCAGGAUGCCUCCGAGGUUGAUGGAAGGGAUGCCAACACGCCAGACAAAUGGAUCAAGAGGCACCCAGAUAUGCUGCGAAACACUGGCGCACAUCCAUUCAACUCGGAACCACCCCUGAAGCGCUUGCAGGAGGCAGGUUGGAUCACACCUCCUUCUUUGUACGUGGUGCGGAACCAUGGUGCCGUGCCACAGCUUUCCUGGUCUGAGCAUCAGUUGCAAAUCAGUGGGGUGCCAAAACCAGUGAACCUCAGCAUGGAGCAGAUCGCGUCUGGAGAGUGGGGCACCAUUGUAUCAAUCCCUGUGACCUUCAUUUGUGCUGGCAACCGUCGGAAGGAGCAGAACAUGACCAAGAAGACGGUCGGCUUCGACUGGGGUGCCGGAGCGGUUGGAAACUCAGUUUGGACAGGAGUGCGACUCUGUGACUUGCUGGCGGCUGUGGGCAUCACUCGCCCUUCCAAAGAGCAUCGCUUUGUUCAUUUCGAAGGUCCGUUGGGUGAGUUGCCUCAAGGCAAAACAGGCUCCUACGGAACUUCCAUUGACUUGGGCUGGGCUCUUGACAGAGAGCGAGAUGUGCUGCUGGCUUUCAAGCAAAAUGGAGAGCUGCUGACACCAGACCAUGGCUUUCCUUUGCGCACGCUCUUGCCUGGCUGCAUUGGUGGUCGCAUGAUCAAGUGGCUCAGCAGCAUGUGGGAUAUGGUAUGAAACAUGGGUGAGAACAAACUGGGCUGUGGUUGGUGCUGAGUCUUUUUAUGCUCUGACAUUUCAAUUGCAGAGGGUCGUAAUUGUAUCAGACAAACCUUCGGAAAACCAUUACCACUACUUCGACAAUCGUGUGCUCCCACCCCACGUGGACGCCGACCUUGCAUAUGCGGAAGGGUGGUGGUACAAACCCGAGUACAUCAUCAACCAUAUGAACAUCAACUCCGCCAUGUUUGAGCCGCGGCACAACUCUUUCGUUAAAGAAGUGAGCUUGCCCAAGACUCUGAAGGUUUCAGGAUACGCAUACACUGGCGGAGGCCACAAGAUCAUCCGUGCAGAGAUCUCUUUGGACUCAGGGAAGUCUUGGGAGAUCACAGAGCUUUCAAGGCCAGAAGAUGAAAUUGCCGAAGCCCGUGGCACUGACAAGCACUGGUGUUGGGCCUGGUGGGAGACUGAGGUCGACAUGAGCCGGCUUUUGGACAGCAGUUGCGAAGAGAUUUGCUGCCGUGCCUGGGAUUCCAAUCAGAACUGCCAGCCUGUGCAGCUGACAUGGACUGUGAUGGGCAUGUUGAACAACCCCAUUUACCGCAUCAAGAUUCACCGUGAGAACAACAUGCUUUGGUUCGAACAUCCAACCCAGGGUUCCAUGCCUGGUGGUUGGAUGACUGAUCAAGCAGGCCAAUUCAACGAGAACUUUGCGGUUGAGGCCACACCGGGCAAAAAUGGAGUAGCGCCUCUACGCCCUGUUGCAGCAGUGUGGAAGGGUGCCAAGAUAGACUCAGUCAGCGCUGCCAACCCUUCCAGUCAAGAUGCCCGGGAAUUCAAAGGCACCAAGGCAGGCAAGCUGGUGCAGUCCACCGAUGAGUGGCUUUCUGGCAUUAGCAUGGAGAAGGUCAAGAAGCACGACAACGAAAAGUGCUGCUGGUUUGUGGUGAAGGGCAACGUGUAUGACGGCACGCCGUACU